This is a messenger RNA of Lentinula edodes (shiitake mushroom), 5089 nucleotides long. RefSeq names its product CNH domain-containing protein. The record is from RefSeq and is a predicted model, not a curated record. The coding region runs from base 289 to 4725 and encodes 1478 amino acids. The transcript has 20 exons. NCBI's taxonomy places the organism in Eukaryota, Fungi, Basidiomycota, Agaricomycetes, Agaricales, Omphalotaceae. Gene Ontology annotation, molecular function: guanyl-nucleotide exchange factor activity.
GAGGACGUCAGCUCCCUACUGCUCCAGGAGCUUCCAGUGCAACAAGCCCAGCAUCCUCGAAUAUUUCUCCGGCGGGUUAUUUCGAAUCGGUUCCUGGGGUACCGCUUAAUUCCGGUGGAUUAGUUCCUCCUCCUCCUCCGUUGGGUCUUGGAAACGGAUUGGGACUGACUUCGGGCUCGCCGUUGAGUGCUGGGUUAAAUUCUGCUGGAAUCGAAUUCAGUUCCGCCGGUUUAGACUCGGGAUCAGCAGCAAUCUAUUCAUCGGGAUACGCAAGCAGUGAAGAUCCAUAUGGUACUGGGGGUAAUCAUACACCUGUCGCUGGUGGGAGCUCUUCUGCGACGCUUCGCCAUAAUAACAUCGACGAACACUCUUGGGAAGAUGAAAUUCAUGCUGGGCCGUCACAUCUGGGCUUCGCUUCGCCUCAAUCGGUACAUUGACGAUGAUGCUUCCUCAUCAUCAUCAUCCUUUGCCUCGCGUUACGUGAACUUCAGCUUGUUAUCGCAUAUUGCGGUACAGCUGAAGGAUAAAGUACCAAGAGGAACACAUGUGAAGGGAAGUAUACCGUAUCCCGGUGGGUUUACUGGGAAAGAUAUAGUGUCUACCAUCCAGUCCCUGAUACAACGAGAACUUCUCAUCAACCAUGGUGUAUCCACUUCUGACAGACGGGCUGCGUUACAGGUAGCAAGAUCCCUACAUAGUCAACUAUUCUUUUACGAAGUCGAAUGGGGUGGAAGGGUCUUGCAAGAUGGUGUUGAGGAUGUUUACAUGUUUCUAGAUGAUUUGGACGGAGGUGCUGGUUCAUCCUCCGCUCAACCUUCAUCACCAUCCGAACUCACAGAACUACCUACUGGGAUCAUUACUGCACUGACGAAAUGUUACUCGCCGGAUUGCAUGGAGGGAAUGACCUGUUACAGCCCAAGAUGCCCUAGGAAGGGAGACUCCAUCCUUGGACCUUCAACUAACUCUCUCUCCCGCGGAGGAGGCUCACUCGUGGCUUCCGAUCCCCGUUUAUCUUCCUCCACGAUAUCAAAAGUGCGCGACAGAGGCGAAGAAUGGAUCAACAGCGUCCCAAGCGAGGUCUUAGUGAAUCUCCCGGAGAGUGAGGUCAAUCGACAGACCAUCAUCCACAAGCUAAUCUCUAAAGAAGAACAAUUCCUCGCCGAUCUCGAUACCAUCGAGGCUGUUUUCAUCCGGCCAUUACGGGAAUCCAAUCCUCCUGUAAUAAAAUCUCGUCCAGGAGGACCGGCUUCCUCAUCUCCUACUUCGAUUUCGAAUCCACAGCUCACCCAGUUGAAUGCUUUGAACUCGACCUAUGGGUCGAAUGGGUCGAACGGUAUUCAUCCGUAUGCGAUUGGUAAUGGGGUCAAUGGGGGAGGAUAUCCGAACGGAAACGUGCAAAAUGGGAGUGGGAGUGAAGAUCGUGAAGCAUUGUUUUCUUUCAUCGAUGUGGUGUUCAACAAUAUUUUGGAUCUUCGAGAAACGAAUAGGCGUUUACUCGAAAUCUUGUAUGUUCGACAACGAGAACAGUCCCCGAUCAUCCAACGUAUUGGCGAUAUAUUUCUCGAAGCUGCUACUGAGCUCUUCCGCGUCGCAUAUCCCACCUAUAUCGGUGGUUGGCCACAGGCUGAGCGGAGGCUGAGGGAAGAAUAUGAGUCAAACGGCGAAUGGAGAACAUGGGUGGAACAAGCUGCUCGACAAGCUCAGCAGCUUACAUCCAACUCAAACUCAAGCUCUGCUAAUUCACAGCCGGUUGUAUCUACUUCCGUUUAUCCCUCUUCAUCCUUACCAUACGGUUCUUCUUCUGACUCUUCUUCGUCCGUAUACGGAGAUUCGUCGUCAUCGUCAUCUUCGCCCGAAACUUCAGGGGUAAUGCCAACAGUAGCUGUGAACCCUUCCGGUCCUUCUGUCACAUCCCCGACAGGCAACUUGAACUCAAGCAGUUCUAAUGCUGCUCCUCGCCUCGAUCUCAAGCAUUAUCUUACUAGACCAUCAGAGCAUUUGCAAAAGUACCCGGUGCUCUUAACGGCGAUCCUAAACGAGACGGCGGAAGGGAACCCCGAUGCGGAGUUUUUGCAAGAAGCUAUUGAGGCGUUGGGUGGACUACAAACCGUCGCGCAACUCCGAACAUUCCAACAAGCUAUGGGUCGAGGCAUUCCUGGAAAAUGGGAGUGGCAUGAUUUGGUUAGUAAAGAGAGUAGAGAGUCAUUAGAGAGGCGGGAGUGCAAGAGGCAAAGCAUUAUAUUCGAGUUGAUCAAAGGAGAGAUGGCGUAUGCCAAAGAUCUGGAGAACAUCGCUAUUAUGUAUAUCCGGCCACUACGAGAAGCGGAUCCACCUAUUAUUCCUCGAGAUCGUCUCGAGUCAUUCAUUACGGACGUCUUUCAUAAUUUCGCUGAACUGCAUGCGCAUCAUCAGAGGCUAGUAGAGAAGUUUCAUGAAGUGCAGACGGAAGAGUUUCCUGUCAUCAGAUCUGUCACAGCAGCUGUGUUUGAUGCAGCGCUCAACUUCCGUGAAGCUUAUAUGGAAUAUAUCCCGAAUUACCCGAUUGCAGCGUACAGGAUUGAUGACGAGAUGGCGAAUAAUCCAGCGUUUAAGGCGUUCGUCGAUCAAUGUGUUCGUCAUCCCGACGCCCAUCGUCUUGACAUGAAGAACUUUAUCAACCGACCGAUUCCCCGUCUACUCCGAUACGAGCUGUUGCUCAAGGGCAUUUUGGAUGAGACUCCAGAAGGGCACGAAGACCGGAUAGAAAUACCCCAGGUACUGGACGUGAUAAAGGCGAUAGGAAAAGAUACAGAACCUGGCGUUCCAGGGGAAUGGAUCGAUAUGGAUCUUCUGGACAAGAAUCGCUCCCUCAUUCAUACAGGGCGUUUGCUUCGUCAGCCGGAUGGUGGAUUGGAAUGGAGUGGUUGGAGUGAACUUUUCGUGUUACUGUUUGACAAUUAUCUUGUCAUGACCAAAGCCCGCGCAAAAGAUGACAUUACUAAAUAUUUCGUGAACCGCCGUCCAAUUCCUCUCGAUCUCCUUACACUUGUCAACUUCACUGAUCCACCAACUCAACGAGGUGCCGGUCUUCUUCGUAACCUCCGCGGUGGCGAACGACACAACACAAGUGACACCUCGCCCUCACCUCUAACUACUUCCUCUUCUACUGGCGCCUCUGGUCUCUCCUCCUCAACGUCCACCGCCGGACCUGGAACCUCUGCACCUCCCCCAGGCGAUACGUCACGCACAGAUUCUCGCUCUGUCUAUCCUUGCACCAUCCACCACAAUGGCCGAAUGGGUGGGAAUUACAUCUUGUACGCCGAAUCUGCUUCCGCUCGAUCAGAGUGGAAGGAAAAACUUGAAGAAGCUGUUGGGUUGAGAAAGGUCGUGCAGGAAAGCAACAAAGUGUUUGAGAUUGAAACUUUGAGCUCUGACACGUUUUUGGUCCCGAGCAUGGGUUUGGGUGCUGACCGCGGAGAGCGUGGCGCGGCUGGAGGAGGUUUAGGGCCUAGCUAUGAAAAUGCAUUCACAGGCAAAGUUACUUGCUCGGUGCCGUUCAAUACCCCAGACGGAAGAGGGCUAGUGGCGAUUGGGUGUGCGGAGGGCGUGUGGAUUGGAUUUAGGCAUGAUUCAAGAUCAAUGCGUCGGGUCCUACAUCUCAAGAUGGUCACACAAUGUGCAAUGCUAGAGGACUUCGGUAUUUUCUUGGUAUUAGCUGACAAGUCCCUCUUUGCAUACCACAUCGAAGCUCUCGUGCCAUCGUCGCCAUCAAGCUCGCAUUCUUCCCAGACUCCCCAAAAGCUCAGCGGAAACAAGGACGUGUAUUUUUUCAGUGUUGGGACGUUGCAUGGCCGGACGCUGGUCAUCUACAUGAAGAAGAAAGGGCUUGACAGUAUUUUUCACGUUGUCGAACCUGUUGUUGAAAGAAUCAACGAACGGUCUAAAGCUCCACAAGGUCUCAUGGGGUCAAGAUUCGGCUUCAGACAAGCCAAGUCGGAUUGGUUUAGAGCUUACCGAGAGUUUUUCCUCCCCUCAGAAUCGUACGAUCUGAUUUUCCUGAAAGUGAAGAUUGCGAUUCUGUGUGCUAAAGGUUUUGAAAUCAUGGAUUUGAUGGACCUUCAAAGUGUGACCAUUCCUCAAAGAGAAGAUCCUCGGCAUGCACCGCUUGCAAAGAGAUGGGAGAGUUGCAAGCCCUUGGGGAUGUUCAGAUCGACGGAUGAGGAAUUCCUGUUGUGCUACACCGAAUUUGGUCUAUACGUCAAUAAACAUGGUGAUCCCAGCCGUCACACCGGUUCCAUCGAGUGGGAAGGUACUGCCGAACGGGUCGCUCUUCACCCACCGUACAUUCUCCUCUUCGACACCCGCUUUAUUGAAGUCCGGCACGUUCAAACCGGUCGUUUAGCUCAAAUCAUACCCGGACACGAUGUUCGUUGUCUCUGGGACGGACGCGGCGUCAACAUCCCUGCUCCCCAAACUCCAUCUGGUCCCAAUGACUCCGAUGAGCACAUUGUGCAAGAGGCUCGGGUACACGCAGUGAUGAAUGCUGCUGAUGCGUCGGUCAGGAACGGGUAUGGUGGAGGAAUGAAGUCAAGAGCGGUGGCGCAGCAUGUGUUUGAGCUGAUUCCGACGAUUCCAUUGUAUUUACCUGGAUCAUUGGCAUCGCCGUCGACGAUGACUUAUUUCCCCCAGUCGUUUUCUCCUCCGCAUUCGCCGACCUUGAGACCGAAUACGAUUUAUCGUUCUUGAUUCGCCUUUUGUUAGAGUGAAGACGGAUGAUUUUGGACUGCUAUACGAUAUUUACUGGUUUGAGUUCUUGCUUCUCUUUUUUUGCUCUUGAUUUCUCCCUUCACUCCCCAGUACUUCAUAUGCGUUACUCAUGUCAUUUAAUUUCCGGAAUAGUCUUAGAUAUGCUCAAUCCUCUAAGCUCUGGUAAAUGGUAUAUAGGAAUCUGACACCGAUAAGUGCGUUUUGUGACCUCCAAAAUGAGUACAUUAUCCAGAGAUUUUUCUCAAAAAUUUACUGAUUUUGGGAUGCCGAAAAGUUCAUAUAAUACUCAAAUAAUUUGCUAUAGUUUAUGGUUAUGCAGUUAUUCCAAAUUUUCUACAAAUAA